This is a messenger RNA of Epithele typhae, 1788 nucleotides long. RefSeq lists its product as uncharacterized. The transcript has 2 exons. Lineage: Eukaryota; Fungi; Basidiomycota; Agaricomycetes; Polyporales; Epitheliaceae. The record is from RefSeq and is a predicted model, not a curated record. The coding region runs from base 1 to 1788 and encodes 595 amino acids.
AUGUCCUGGAUUCCCGAACCAUUCGUCGGUCUCGUCAAAGUCUCCCUGCGAGCCGACUGUCGAUAUGGAGAGCACGAUCCUUUUCAGUGGCCUCAAGGCUUCGCCCCUGAGUUCGCGUUUCUGUCUGUAGUGCGACUCCCCUACCCCAGCGAUCAUCGGUACGCUCCGGUCUGGUGGACACCAGUCGUAAACACGGCGUUCCGACCAGUGGAGGGCUGUGUUUUCAAGUCGCUUGGUCUCCUCGUUUCCCCCGCCUUCCGACAGUUCUGUUCUCUUGUCGACGAGAUGCAAGAGCAAGUUCGAGAGCAUAUCGACACCCUUGGAUGCCCGGUUCCUCGACUCGCGCAUAUGUCCACUGCGAUGGCUCAAGCUCGCGAUCGUCUCCGCUUUUGCCCAGCAACAUUCCGUGACUCCCUCUUCCAACUUCGGGAGACCCAACGCCUCUGGCUGGCAUGUCGCGCGUGGAUCGACUAUUCGCGUCUUACGGCAUCCACGACCACAACUUCAAUGGUCCAACCCGGCUACAUGGGCGCAUUCUGCACUGAUCCUGGGGAUGUUCAGACCCUCGCGUGCGCCGGUAUUCCUGUCUGGUUCGUCAGACCCUGCGUUGGCGAAAAUAUUGACGACGUCAGACGGAUCGCAACCCCUCUUCGCCAGCCGUCGAAGCUCGCACUCUUGCCCUUUGCAUCGGAUGGGGUCCCCAUCUUCUCUGGACUCUCGGGUGCGCGUCAUCUCCGAGCCGUAUGCUCCGUCAAGCACAUGUAUGUCGAUGUAUCUCAGGCCCCUCUUUUGACGCGAUUCGAUUAUCGCGCGCGACCGUCCUCGGAGCCAUCAGCAAGCGGUCCAGUCCGCUCGCUCCCCUCGUCAAGCACCCGUGGGGCCUCCCAGGCGAAGAAAGUGCAUCCUAGUCACCUGCGUGGGCGAGACAAGUUCGUCGACAAGAAUCACGCAUGGAUGCCGAGUACGCUCCCAGCGUGGGACUUGGCAAUGCAAUCUGUCGAUCGCUCUCAACCCAGCAAGCCUUCGGAGGACCUUUGGGGCUACUGGGUGCCGGAGCCUUCACUGCUCGUCGGGCCCACUACAGAAGAACGUGUCGCGCGCUACCUCAUGAACUGGCUUGGGGUCCGCGACCCAUGGCUGUACCUCCUUGCUCUCCCGGACUCUCCUGCGACGCGCGUGGGGCCGCAGUGGUGGCGAGACUUCCUGAACGGCGACACAAACGCAGCGGCCACUACUGUGGUCAAUCGUCGCACCAAGCGUUUGGAAAAGGUCAAGGAUGUCUUCUGUCACGCGUUCCUGAUGGAGGAUUUUCAAGAGGGAGCCUCCGGCUCGAUUGAGUGGUUCCGCCAUCCCAUCACCGCAGUCGACGGGACCACUGGACCACAGAUUCUCUGGGAGGUGUUCGAGCUUGGCUUCCGUCACGAACUCCUUGCCCUUGACCGACUCUUGGUGCCCAUGCACGGGAUUCCUGAUGCGGAUUUUAUCCGCGAGCAAGUUCUCGCGGGUGUGUUCCAUUAUCGCGACCUCUACCGCCUUCACCAGUUUCCGGUCUUCGGCGUAGGCCUCUCCCAUCGCAUCCCAAGCUCGCGCGUCCGGUGCGUCGAAGCCCUCCGCCGCGUCGUCAUGAGGUGGCCACAGUGUCCUUUGCACAUUGUGGCAGACCCCUUGAUCGCUGUUAACGCACGGACCGUCGAGGAGAUGGAGCGGGCUGUGGCUCGCUUCUAUUGUACCACUUUCUUCAAUUACUCCAGCCGCGCUCCCCUCGUCCCUCACGCGUUUCCUGAAUGA